This is a messenger RNA of Ilex paraguariensis (yerba mate), 735 nucleotides long. Lineage: Eukaryota; Viridiplantae; Streptophyta; Magnoliopsida; Aquifoliales; Aquifoliaceae. The record is from the annotation of a GenBank genome assembly.
AUGACAAGGCUACGAAGACGGUCCUUUACCAAGGCAAGAGUAGCAAUGGUCUCUAUCCAAAUCAUUUCAACCCUGUUUCACCUUCUUCUCCAACUCAAAUUAUCAAACAUCCUUCUCCUAUGGCCUAUCUUGGAACCAGAGUUUAUGAUCAACUCUGGCAUGACAGACUUUGUGAUCCAUCUCAUUCAAUUUUAAAUAAAAUGCUCUCAUUUUCUAAGCAUGCUAGGCAGUUGCAAUCACACAAGGAUUGUAUUUGUCAACAUUGUUUGUAUGGUAAAAUUACAAAACUACCCGUUUUCUCCUUCUAGGUAUGUUUCUUUGUUUCCCUUAUAAACUGUGCAUAGUGAUGUAUGGGGCCCAACUCCUCACUGGUUUCAGGAAUUAUGUUUCUUUCAUUGAUGAAUAUACUCGUUUUUCUUGGAUCUUUCUGAUGACUACCAAAUCAGAAGUUUGUUCUAUCUUCUGUAAAUUCAAGAAAUAUGUUGAAACUUUGUUAUCUCAUCAUCUAAAGGUUUUUCAGUCUGAUGGAGGAGGAGAGUAUCAGAGUACUCUUCUCAAGCCAUUUCUUUCCAGUUCUUUUAUUAUUCAUCAGAAAUCCUGCCCCUACACAUCUCAGCAGAAUGGACUUGCUGAAAGAAAACACUGGUACAUAGUUGAGAUAGCAUUAACCUUUCUUGCAUUUAUUUUUACAUUGCCCUAUUGCUAUGUCCUUGUGGAAUAAGUUGUUUGGCUUGG